This is a messenger RNA of Striga asiatica, 1760 nucleotides long. NCBI's taxonomy places the organism in Eukaryota, Viridiplantae, Streptophyta, Magnoliopsida, Lamiales, Orobanchaceae. The record is from the annotation of a GenBank genome assembly.
CAACAUCUAACAAAAAAAUCAAUAUUACAAGUUUUUUUUUUUUCUUAACAAAAUGGGGUAUAACUUUUUAUUUUCUCCAAAUAAAGCACACGAUUCAGAGUCCGACUAUGAAGAUUUAAAAAGUAUUUUUCUUUACAAAAUGGCAUGUAACUUUUUAUUUUUCAUAAAAAUAAAGCAUAUGACUCCGACUCCGACGAUGAAUAGUGGCGUAACCAAUCGCUUCGUAAGCAACAUUGCAGAAAAACAAGAAAUACUGUAGAAAAAUAAGAGGAAUCAAUAAUAUAAAAUUAAAAAAAAAAACAUUUUACAGCACCAUUUUCUAAUUUUUUUUAAAUUUAUAAUUAUAUGACUAUAUUUUUUUUUAUUAUGCUUAAACCCCAACAAUGGAAAUCAUUUCCUUAAACCCUCUCUCUAUUUUGCUCUCUUAUUUUCCACCAUGGCAACCUCGAGGCUCCCUUUGGUUCGCCGUACUCUUUUUCUUCUUCACCCCAAUCCUCCACCGCCCUUUCCUCAGCUCUCGCCAUUUUCUCCGCCGCCGCUUAAUUACUCCACGUUCGAGCGUUCAUACGCUCGAUGCUCUUCCGUUUCCAUGGAAGAAUCUGCUUCAUCCAAACCCAUCAAUCCAGAAAUUCGAAGAAACCGCAAAAACCCUAGCUGGAAACCAAUGUGCUUAUACCACACUCAAGGUAGGUGCACUAAGAUGGAUGAUCCUCUGCACGUUGAGAAAUUCUGCCAUAGUUGCUCGGUGGAGCUCGGGGGAGAUGUUGCAGAGGUACGGAGUCACCGUGCUCAAGAGUUCGACUACUUUCUAGUGCUGGAUUUGGAGGGGAAAGUCGAGAUUUUGGAGUUUCCGGUGCUGUUAUUCGAUGCGAAAACUAUGGAUGUGGUGGAUAUGUUUCACAGGUUUGUGAGGCCUACAAAGAUGGGUGAGAAAAGAAUAAAUGAGUAUAUCGAGGGAAAAUACGGAGGAUUUGGUGUUGACCGUGUUUGGCACGAUACAGCAAUAAAAUUUGAUGAAGUUAUCGAACAAUUUGAAACAUGGCUGAAAAAGGACAGAGGUGGACAAAUCCAGUUAUGGAGAGAAGAUGGAGAUGGGCGUUUGAAUGGAGCCGCAUUCGUGACCUGUGGAAAUUGGGAUUUGAAGACCAAAGUACCUCAGCAAUGUGAAGUAUCAGGGAUGAAACUUCCACCAUAUUUUAUGGAAUGGAUAAAUCUCAAGGAUAUUUACCUGAACUUUUACAACAGAAGGGCACCAGGAAUGAUGUCGAUGAUGAGGGAACUCCAAAUUUCGCCGUUAGGAAGUCACCAUCUCGGCAUUGACGAUUCCAAAAAUAUCGCCAGAGUUUUGCGUCGUCUGCUUACUGAUGGUGCCAUUUUGCAGCUCACGGCAAGGCGAGUCUCGGGUUCUCCAAGUAAUGUUAGGUUUCUUUUUCAAAAUCGGAUUAAAUAGCUUAUUUUCUCUAUGGUCGAAUCAUUAUGCUGUAGUAUCUGUGCAAAAUUUUUCCCAGAGGCUUCAAUAGGAGUAGAUUCUUUAAUUUGUGGUGAGUUGCUUUAAGGUUUUGGGUUAUUCAUAUUUCAUAAACAUGUUUGAGUCUGCAAACUAUAGAUAGUAGAUUCUUUAAUUUGUUGUGAGUUGCUUCAAGGUUUUAGGUUAUUCAUAUUUCACAAACAUGUUUGAGUUUGCAAACUAUAGAUAUAGGUUGUGUUUGAUAAGUACAUACGUUAGCUUAUAACUUAUUUGAUUAAAUUUUAAGCUUCAU